Messenger RNA from Biomphalaria glabrata, 5973 nucleotides. Its product is annotated as toll-like receptor 4. Bases 485 to 3094 code for a protein of 869 amino acids. Gene Ontology annotation, molecular function: protein binding; transmembrane signaling receptor activity. Lineage: Eukaryota; Metazoa; Mollusca; Gastropoda; Planorbidae. The record is from RefSeq and is a predicted model, not a curated record. Gene Ontology annotation, biological process: toll-like receptor signaling pathway; immune response. The transcript has 2 exons. Gene Ontology annotation, cellular component: membrane.
AUAGAUAUUUAGAUAGAUAGAUAGAUAGAUAGAAAAAAAGAAAGAUAGAUAUAUAGAUAUUUAGAUAGAUAGAUAGAUAGAUAGAUAGAUAGAUAUUUAGAUAGAUAGAUAGAUAGAUAGAUAGAUAGAUAGAUAAAUAGAUAGAUAGAUAGAUAGAUAGAUAGAUAGAUAGAUAGAUAGAUAGAUUCAAUUUCUAUAAAAAGAGACUGUGUUUCUAAAAUUAGAUUCUCAGAAGACCAGCUGUAAUCCUGCUUUGUUUAAUGGAAGACACUUUUGUUCAUUUUCACUUUGCCAGCGGAAAGACAGAAUGAGUCAUGUAGGACUUCCCUUUGAUGGUGUUGUGCUGAAAGAUAUUCAAGCAUACGUGGUUGUCUUCUAUUUAAUGAAUGGAUUGCAGCUAUGUGUGUCAUUUCUCAGCCUAUUACAUAAAUCUAUUCUACUAAUCUAGAAUGCCCUUUUCGAUUACAGACUUCGGUUAAAGAAAAUGAAUGUCAACAUUCUUGCAGGCUACGUGACGAUACUGGUUUUAAACGUGAUUGGUCAGCACUGUAAAAGCAACCAUUCGUCUAAUGCUAUCUCCUACUGGGGCGUAGAACAUGACAAUAGCAAGUACAAUUUGGUGUGCGACUGUGGCAUGUGGUCCUAUGUUAAUGAGACAUGCAAGAUAGAGGACAAUAAAGCCGAAUGCAUGUCUAGAAAGCUCGUGCAAGUUCCCAGCAUAACUGAGCCUCACAGCAUUGAAGUCUUCAACCUGAGCUGUAACUGCAUUGAAACAAUAGCCAAUACAACUUUUAUUGGCUUCACCAGUCUGCUUCAACUUGACCUGUCCCACAACAAACUCUGGAAGAUGGAACCUUUGGCCUUUUUAGGACUUAACCGUUUGAUCUAUUUAAAUCUUCGCUGCAACCAUUUGGUCAUGAAAGAUGAAGUUUUUCACGAGAAUGUCUUCAGUCCACUGGCAUCACUAGAGAUUCUAAAAAUGAAUGGAAAUAAUCCCAAUCUCACCAGUAGACAUCUCCGUUAUCCCGAAAAUGCGUUGUCCAAACUUGUAACUCUAAAGGUUUUGUCUAUUGAUGGGCUGAAAAGAAAGGACUUUGGGCCAAGUUUUCAAAAUCUUACUUCAUUAACUAGUAUGACAGCAGCUGGUUUAAAUAUUGGUUUCUGUAAGAUGACAGCCAUAAGAAACACAACUUUUCUAUAUUUAGUAAGGCUGAAAUAUCUGGAUAUUAGCUCCUGCUUUAUAGAUGGUUCAUAUAUUGAUCCUAAUGCCUUUUCGAUGUUGACUAAUUUACAUACGCUGAAUUUAACUCAAAACGAGGAUAUAGAUAUUCAGAACCUGAAUACAGUUUUCUAUAGUCUCAGGAACAUAACCACACUCAGGGUACUCUCCAUGCAUCUGAUUGUAAAUAGGUACUCACUAGGGAUAUGUCUUGACAGCUCCUACAUAAAAUACUUCCCUCAACAUCUGGAGCACUUCGAAGCCCAAGAGAACAAUCUGGAGGGUGUCGACCAGGAGGUAUUUUCCAUGCUGUCGCCAUCCUUGAAGCACCUGGACAUUGGAAGGAAUAGAUUUGUUUUUGGGAUCUACCUUCGAAAUUUGUCGCAGAUGACCAACCUAACAAGCUUAACCCUCAGCGGUGGAAGCUUCACGUACAAUCUACCAUCGCGAUAUCCUUUCCAGGUCCAUGAAUCGCGACUGAAGAGCAACUGCACUAUCUAUACCAAUGGUAGCAGCCAAGGCGAUGCAGACGACAGCAUAGUUUUCUCCCUUCCUCCAAACCUGAAAAGUUUGGAAAUGAACAGAGCCGGUCUGUCGUAUACACUAUCCACACUUAAUGUCAGUCAAAACUCGCUCAAAUAUCUUAGCAUGACCAAUAAUUACUUUCCGAAUUUAAUUGGUCCGUUUUAUGGAUUCGAUCAGCUGGAAUAUAUGGACCUUUCCUUUAGUUUUGUUCAGACUAUUUCCAAGAUGUUUUUUUCAGAACUCAGUUCCCUUUUGCAUCUUAACCUUAGCUCCAAUCUUCUUGGCAGUUUCUUCUGUCGCUACGAAUCCGAAACUGUUUUUUACCCACUAACGAAUCUCAUGACUCUUAAUCUUUCUUUCAACGACAUUUCAGAGCUGCGCCCAAACAUUUUCGCCAACUUAGUCAAUCUCAGACAGCUCCAGCUGCAGAAGAACAAUUUGCAAAAGUUUGACGUUAACAUCACGAGUUUGAUCAAGUUGGUAAGGUUGAACCUAAAGCUAAACCGGCUUUCUACAAUGUCGAGCAAUAUAACAGAUCACAUCGACACACUUAUCAAACUCCACGAGUCUGUUGUUGUAGACCUAAGCUUCUCGCCAAUAUCUUGUCAAUGCAACAAUUUGGCCUUCAUCAAUUGGAUGGUCAACUCUAAUGCGUUCCAUCCUAACUUUAUCAACUACCAAUGCGUGGAUUCAAAUACAAUACAGAAUAUAACGGAUAAUUACACAUCGACUGUCGAGAAAUUAAACCGCGAGUGCAGCUCAAACGUGACUAUUUUCUUGAUCUCCAGUGGAUUUUCUUUUGUCAUUUUGUGUUUUGUCAUUGGCUCAGUCAUAUACAGGUUUCGCUGGAGAAUUCGUUAUCUGUAUUACGCUGCUUAUCUGUAUUACUCCAAGACAAACAGCGGCAGAGAUUCAGACUACAAGUAUGACGCCUUCAUCUCUUACGACCAAAACGACUGGAAGUUCGUGGUCAACAAGCUCAUGCCGGAGAUGGAGAAACGUCGACUGAAAGUGUGUAUCCACAGCAAAGAUUUCGUGGCCGGAGACUACAUCGCUUCCAAUAUUGUCAAGGCCAUCUGCAGUAGCAGACGAACAGUGGUGGUUCUGACCAGGAAUAUGAUCAAGAGUUACUGGUGUGGAUACGAGAUCCAGAUGGCUAACAUGGAAGCGGUGCACACCAACAGAAAGGUGCUGCUGUUUCUAAUGAUGGAGGACAUUCCCUCCAGCGAGCUGACUGUUGACCUGCUGUACAACAUUCGAAACAAUACCUACCUUCAAUAUAACCAAGACGGAGAUAGUGUCCACAUGUCUAGACUCUGGGACAAGCUUGCUUAUGAUAUUAAACAUUAAAAAAUGUCCGAACCUGCCAUUGAAACAACGCAGCUGAGAGUGGAUUGAAAGAGUGAGAUUAAGAUUCUCUUGAGAUUAGCUUAUCGGUUGGUUCUAAGGUCGACUCGCAGAAAGGAUUUACUAGUUCAGAACACUAGCCUAGUCAAUUAUAAGUUUACAAUAAGUAUUAUGUAAAAAUAAAAGCCCUAUAGGCAUGCGAACAUAUUUAUGUAAUCCUUCGAUCACUGUACUUCACUUAGGCUAUAGUCUGACCAUUAUCUCCACAACAUCGAAAACAUUGUAUGACUAGAUCAAGUUAUGCUGAUAAUUCAUGUUUAUGUUAAUUCAAAUAUGCUUAAUGAGAUGCAAUGAUAAUAAGUUGCUUUAUUCAUAUAUAUUCUACAUUUAAAGCGUGAUAAACUAGAGCAGACAUUGACUUAUGUUGUAAGAUGGUUUAUAGAACGUGUGCUCGUUCAAUAUCAGCGCUAAGUCCAUAACAGCAAGAAAUGAUAUUCUCAAUAGAAAUGAUAUUCUCACUAGAAAUAAUAUUCUCACUAGAAAUGAUAUUCUCACUAGAAAUGAUAUUCUCAAUAGAAAUGAUAUUCUCACUAGAAAUGAUAUUCUCACUAGAAAUGAUAUUCUCACUAGAAAUGAUAUUCUCACUAGAAAUGAUAUUCUCAUUAGAAAUGAUAUUCUCAAUAGAAAUGAUAUUCUCAAUCACAAUUUUACAAAAAUCACCUCUUUCAGAUCUAACAAUCUAAGGUGGCAAUCUAAAGCUCUUCUGUUUCAAUGGCCAACAAUUAACAAGGAUAUCACGUGGCCAGCACAACGACCGAAUGGCUUUACUUCCCCAACGUGUCAGAUACCUAUUAGAGUUGUCUGGAAUCAGGGGCGUAUUAGAGUUGUCUGGACUCAGCGGCGUAUUUGAGUUGGCUGGACGCAGGGGUGUGUUAGAGUUGGCUGGACGCAGGGGCGUGUUAGAGUUGGCUGGACUCAGCGGCGUAUUAGAAUUGGCUAGACUCAGAGGCAUGUUAGAGUUGGCUGGACGCAGGGGCGUGUUAGAGUUGGCUGGACUCAAGGCGUGUUAGAGUUGGCUGGACUCAGCGGCGUGUUAGAGUUGGCUGGACUCAAAGCGUAUUAGAAUUGGCUAGACUCAGAGGCAUGUUAGAGUUGGCUGGUCGCAGGGGCGUGUUAGAGUUGACUGGACUCAGCGGCGUGUUAGAGUUGGCUGGACUCAAAGAGUAUUAGAAUUGGCUAGACUCAGAGGCAUGUUAGAGUUGGCUGGACUCAGGGGCGUGUUAGAGUUGGCUGGACGCAGGGGCGUGUUAGAGUUGGCUGGACUCAAGGCGUGUUAGAGUUGGCUGGACGCAGGGCCGUGUUAGAGUUGGCUGGACGCAGGGGCGUGUUAGAGUUGGCUGAACUUGAAAAUCCUGAAGUUUAAAUUUCCAGCCAUAACGAGGGUUCGAACUCGAGAACAGUUGGUUCAAAUGCCAAGCGCUUUACGACACGGCCAGCGUGUUCCGUAUGGUGGCUAAAUAUUGAAGCAAACUCAAAUGGCCCAGUUACUUCUCUAGGUUUAUAGAGCACUAGCUGACACCUUGCAAAGAAACAUGGAGAGUCUUUCUUUGAAAAGUUCUGGAGAGAAAGCCAACAGUUGAAUGUAUUACAUGUGUGCUCCCAUACAAUUCAAGAACUUCACAGACCUGCCCUAACAGAAUCAGCAAAUAAAUGUUGCAGUGACCUAGUUUAGUUAGAGAUUAUGUUAGGUUUUUAAAUAAAUAUAUUGUGUGUUGUUUUUUAGUAAAAGUAGUGAUCCUAGCCAGGACGAUGUCUCGCAGAGGAUGAGAUCUUAAAGACGUCAGAAAAACAAGAGUAUGGGGAAAUAGUCUAUCUCCAUCAGUCCCGUGGCAGUCACUAUCAGUAAUUACCAUCUGCGAAUACAGUCACCAUAUAUUAUUGCAAUCAUUUUAUCUAGCCUCAGAUAUCAUAUAUCAAAUGUGGUGAGAAUAAUUGAAAAAAAGGUUCUUAAGUUGGUUUCUCCUUGAGGCUGGCCGCAUCAGACUUUACGCAAUAUUCUUAGCCACUUCUCAGCAGCAAUUGAUUAAAGUUGAACCUAAGAAUACAAAGUAUAGUGAACUGGUUUGACAACUUUAAAUUGAGUUUGAAGAUGUUUUAGUCUAGAAAACGGGAAGUUGAAAUGUCUACUAUAAUUUACAAUGCUUCUGAAGAUACCAUUUUUUAAACUACCAUCAAAAAUUUUACUUUAGUUUAAUUUUUUAAAAUUUAUUGUAGGCAUGAACAAAAGUGUAAAAUGUUUGUCUUUUUUACAUAUGUGAUAUACUGGACUGAAACAUAUUGUUUAUGGCAUCAAUACAUUGUUCAAGCUCACUCUUCAAUAAAUCAAUGAUUGUUUAAUUGAGUUGUAUUAAUUAUUAUUUUGACUCAAAUAUAACUGAUGCAAGUACUCAUGGGAAAUGCAAAGAACAAAAUAAGAAAAAUAUUUUUUUUAAAUACUUUUAAAUGUAGAAAAACAUUGCAAAAUACAUUUGUUUUUAAAGUCAAUACCUCCAUUUUACAACUUAUUGGUCAUUAAUUGUUUUGUUUGGUUUCGAAAAGGGGAAAUAAAUAAUUGAGAGAUGUAGUUGUAUAUGUGGAGUUAUUUCCCGUAAAACGUUUUGUAUACUUUUUUUUUCUUCUUACUAUUCUCCGCUCCAGUUAAGUAUUUAGCUUCAUUAUUCAUAUUUGAUGACCAUACCUGAAUCUAUAAAGAAAUUAAAGAAGAAGUUAAUCAAUUUGUGUUCAUUAACUCAUGAGGAUUCAUAUAGAAAUAGGGGAGCUUAUUCCUUCAGUAUUGAUAUAUUUGUGUUUUUUUUCGUUUGAUAAAAUUUGUUUUUAAUAAA